This is a messenger RNA of Chironomus riparius, 493 nucleotides long. Lineage: Eukaryota; Metazoa; Arthropoda; Insecta; Diptera; Chironomidae. The record is from the annotation of a GenBank genome assembly.
CCACGGACUACAUUUAUAACUUUUUUGUUUGUGGAAUAAAAAACUUAUUAUUAUAUUUCAAAAAAAAAAUUGCCAUGGAAUUUAUCAUAAAAGCUUCAUUACUGCUCAUCUCAAUUUAUUAUGUUGCGGCUAGAGCCGUACCGGAUGAUGGUUGUUGGUAUUCAUGUCCGCAAGUUUACGAUCCCAUAUGUGGUGCUGAAAAUGAUAAAAAUUCAACUCAAGUAUUUGGAAAUGAGUGUAUUAUGGAAGUACAUAACACAUGCUUUGAAACAGCUUACAUUAGAACUGACUUGAAUAAUUGCGAGGAAAUUGAUGACGCUGAAACUUUACCAAAUCCUGAAGACUUUUAUUUUAAUCAUUAAUAUUUUGUGACAGCAUCGCGUCCAUUUUUAUGAAAUAUCUCCAUAAAUUAAUGAUGAUGUCAGAACAUGCCACAAAUAUAAUCAUAUUACAUGCAGUGAAACUGAAAUAAAUUCCAAUUUUUUUGUUGUUG